CGGGCGGCGUCGCUCUGACGGGCGGAGGGCACAGGAAUACCACCAGAGACGUUGGCAGAAGUAUCCCAAGACUCAUUUUUACCACGGGGAAGGUGGUGUGCCUGGUCCGAAUGAUGAAGAGGGAGGCAUCAUAACGACCUUCCUCCACCGGGACUGAAGCCAUGACUCCAUUCAGACACCAGAAAGUGGAGGAUUACUAUGAAAUCACCGAUGAGCUGGGAAGCGGUCAGUUCGCCAUUGUGAAGCAGUGUCGAGAGAAGGCAACGGGUCGAGAGUUUGCCGCCAAGUUCAUCAAGAAGCGUCAGAGCGUGGCCAGCCUGCGGGGGGUGAGGCGGGAGGAAAUCGAGCGGGAGGUGAACAUCCUGCGUCAGAUUCAGCAUCCCAACAUCGUCACACUGCACGAUGUCUACGAGAACCGCACCGACGUGGUGCUCAUCUUGGAACUGGUGUCUGGAGGAGAGCUGUUCGACUUCCUGGCCCAGAAGGAGUCUCUGAGUGAAGAGGAGGCCACGCAGUUCAUCAAACAGAUCCUGGAGGGGGUGCACUACCUCCACUCCAGGAAAAUCGCCCACUUUGAUCUCAAGCCUGAAAACAUAAUGCUGCUGGACAAGAACGCCCCCCUGCCCAGAAUCAAACUCAUCGAUUUCGGCCUCGCGCACAAGAUUGAGGCUGGCGUCGAGUUCAAGAACAUCUUCGGGACUCCUGAGUUCGUGGCUCCAGAGAUUGUCAACUAUGAGCCACUGGGGCUGGAGGCUGACAUGUGGAGCAUCGGGGUUAUUUCCUACAUCCUGCUGAGCGGUGCGUCGCCCUUCCUGGGAGAAAGCAAACAGGACACGCUGGCCAACAUCUCCGCUGUCAGCUACGAGUUUCACUCUGAGUUCUUCUGUCACACCAGCCAGCUGGCCAAGGACUUCAUCCGACAGCUGCUGGAGAAGGACACCAAGAAAAGGUUAACUAUCCAAGAAGCUCUUAACCACCCAUGGAUCAAGGAGGAGGACAAAGGCCUGAAUGUCCGGAAGCGCCAGCGCCGACAGCUGAAAACCAAGCGGCUCAGGGAGUACACCAUCAAGUCCCACUCCAGCAUGCCACCCAACAACACCUACGUCAACUUCCAGCGCUUUGCCCAGGUGGUGGAGGACAUUGACCAGAUGGAAGGCUCCUUCAACAGCCUGGCGGGUGCGCACGACUCCCUGCAGGAGGAUAUCGAUGUCCUGGUCUCCAUAUACAACGAGAAGGAGUCCUGGUACAGGGAGGAGAGCGAGGGUGUGCGACACGAGCUCUCUCAGAUCCGCUAUGAGUUCCGCAAGGUGGAAGCCAUGAAGAGAAGCCUGCAGGAGGACAUGCGGACGGUGGAUGUAGGCCUGACCGCCAUUGGCUGCCGCUACCAGGAGAGAAGAAGCCGCUUUGAUGCCCUGAAGCAGGAGCUAAGCCAGGAGCUGCAGUGGGUCCAGGAGGUGAUGGGCUCUUUCCCCCUGGAGAGGGACGGCGGUGGCAGCAGCGGCGGUUACCCCGCCUGUAACUUUUCCACCGUCUUCAACACGGACGUGAACGAGGCCCUGAAAGAGCUGCUGAACCACUCCUGCGGCGGCGAGCUGCUCUCUGGGAUCAACCUGGACUUGACUGAAAAUGGACAGCAGAGAUGAGUCUUCCACAGCUCUCCAACGUUAAGAAGAGCCCCAGUCUCCGUCCCGACACACCAGUAAUGUGACGUCACAUGACUACACGACCUUUCCACUUUUCUACUUAAAGGGAGGAGGUAACCAGCCAGUAUAUUCUAAUGUUGGUGCUGCAAACUUUGAUAGUACGUUGAUGUGCGCAAUGUUGUUUGAUCAGAAUAUUUGGAUUUCGCCGUCGUUCAAAUGCCCAUUCCAGCCACUCCAAUUCCUUCAGCUGUUUCCCAGAAAACGUUGAAUGUACAAUAAACAAAUAAGACA
Molecule: messenger RNA, 1934 nt
Organism: Lampris incognitus (smalleye Pacific opah)
Lineage: Eukaryota; Metazoa; Chordata; Actinopteri; Lampriformes; Lampridae
Gene: dapk2a
Product: death-associated protein kinase 2a
Exons: 9
Coding region: 162-1643 (493 amino acids)
Biological process (GO): intracellular signal transduction; positive regulation of apoptotic process; protein phosphorylation
Cellular component (GO): cytoplasm; nucleus
Molecular function (GO): ATP binding; protein serine/threonine kinase activity
Source: RefSeq, a predicted model, not a curated record